Molecule: messenger RNA, 876 nt
Organism: Monodelphis domestica (gray short-tailed opossum)
Lineage: Eukaryota; Metazoa; Chordata; Mammalia; Didelphimorphia; Didelphidae
Source: RefSeq, a predicted model, not a curated record
AUGAAGCUCCUCAUCCUCAGCUGCCUUGUGGCUCUUGCUGUUGCCAGGCCUAUGGUGGAAAAGAUCUCAGAAACUGAGGAAUUUGUCACCGUCAUCCCGGAGAAUGAGCGUCAUCCUGAAAUCAACCGCUUUAUUCCCCUUGAAGCUGAAACGAUGAGCUUUUACGUGCCCGUUUACUGGCCCGAAGAAAUGCGUGACGCCAAGAUGACCAGCCCUCUAAAAGAGAAGAGAAUGACCCUCGCUAACCCUAUUGCCCCGGAGGAAGAGCUCCCUCACCUGCAGCACAAAUCUCUGUCUCUCGCUAAGCAAAGAUUCCUGGCUUCUCUUCGCCCCAAGGCGGCGCAGCCCUUCUAUGCCCCAAGGAUGGCCCCUCUCCCUCACAAACUGUUUACCAUGCCCAAGGAGCAGGCGCUGCCUAUUGCCAAGAGAGACAUGCUGUCCGCCGCCGAGCUCGUCAUCCCUGCAGUGCACGAGAGAGUCAUUCCAGCCAUUGACAAGAGAGAGCCCCUGCCGCUUCUUGCGAGAGAGAUGCCAGCUCUUCCCGACAAAGAGAUUCAACAACUGGCUGUGCCCUUCGUCCGCAGAGAGAGCGCGCUCCCUCACCAGAGAGCCAUCGUGCCUGUCGCCACCCCCGCCGCCGCCGUGAGGGAGAGCCUGCCUCUGGUCCAGCAGGAAGUCGUGCCUCCCAUCAUGCCUCUCGAUGUCUACCUGGUCCGCCACCCAGAGGUCAGCUUCUACAAUCCCACCGAGGUGAGUGGACUCCACGUCGUGAUCACGUGCCCCGGCAACGCCCGCAUUCAAAGCAAAGGCAACAAACGUUCUUGCGAGAAGAGGUUACCAAACUUCCAAAAAGACAUGCGGAACAAAAAUGGUUAA